Rhagoletis zephyria (snowberry fruit fly) is the source of this 1540-nucleotide messenger RNA. Its product is annotated as KNR4/SMI1 homolog. NCBI's taxonomy places the organism in Eukaryota, Metazoa, Arthropoda, Insecta, Diptera, Tephritidae. The record is from RefSeq and is a predicted model, not a curated record.
GACAGCCACUGUGUGGCUGCAUGGUGGUGGCCUGCAUGUUGUUGUGUUGACUGCUGGUAUUAUUUUAAUAUAUACAUGCUGUGUUUGUUGGUGUUCUUUGCCUUUUUGAUUUUGUUUUAGCAGCAGCAGCAACUUCUUCUACAGCGAGCGACUGCCUUCAAUCGUGUUUACGCUGCGAACAGCUCUGGACGCAACUAGAAACGUGGAAAUUUAUACAAAAAGUGUCGACGAAAAAACAAACCAGAAAUAUAACCAAAAAAUUAAAUAAUAUAAAAAAAAAAAAUUAAAAAGUGCAUUUUAUAUUUAAAACGGAAAUAGCAAACAUUUUGUGUGGUACAUUUUCUCAAAGUACCUAAAAAGUGUACGGAAAGUAAAUUUCCUCUUGCAGCAGCAACACAACUAACAACAACAACGCCUUGUAACCAGACCGCCCACGCAAUAAAUUGCGACGAAUUUUUCUAGUGCAAAGCAAAGCGAAAUUUUUGAAUUUUUGCAACUGCAACUGAAUCAACAAAAACAACAACUACAAUAUGUUCAGCUCAUUCACAGACAGCUCCAAAUCCUCCCUCAAAAGCUUGGGCGACAAGACCGCCAACCUCUUCAGCCGCAAGAAGGAAGAUGUUGAGAAGCUGGCCAAAGAGAAGGCUGACAAUGCCGCUAAAAUGGCCGAAGAGCAGGCCAAGGCCGUAGGACAAUCGGUGCAGCAGACCAAGAGUGAGGCGGAAAAUUUGGCAGCUGGUGCAGCCAAGGAAGCCGCCGAGUUGGCAGCUGCUGAAGCCCAAAAAGCCGGUCAGGCCGUGAAUUCUGGUGUGAGCCAGGCUCAAGCCGCUGUUGAUCACUCUAAGCAAGCCAUCGAUAGCACCGUGCAACAGGCGAACGCUGCAGCUGCAAAUGCCAAGCAAGUGGCCGCCAAUGUAGCCGAAGCAUCACAGAAGGCCGCGGCCAAUGCCGUCGAUCAAACCAAGAAGGCCGCCAACGAUGCGAUCAACAAGAGCGUAAAGGCCGCCGAACAGACAGUCGAUACGAAAAUGAAGGAAGCGGAACAAGCUAUUGACGGUGUCGUUAAGCAGACUAGCCAAACGGUCGACCAGAAGAUGAACGAAGCCAAUCAAUUUGUCAGUCAUAAGCGUGAGGACUUGGAAAAGACCAUCCACGAUGGCGCCGCAACUGCUCAAGAAUCUGCCGGCAAUCAGGCAGCCAAUCUACUUGGUAAACUGCACCUCGGCAAGUAAGCAGAGAACAGUUAAAUUGUUUUGAGAAUUUACAGGAAGAGAGGAAGUAAGGAAGAAAGAAUGAAAGGAAGAAAAGAAGAUUGCACGGAAUGAAGAAGUAAACACGAAAGCGUUAGAAGUUUAGUUAUGUAAUUUGUAAUACAGAGUCAGUUUUAAAGUAGGCAGUGCGAAAAAAAUUAAAAAAAUAUAUUAAAUUAGCAACAACAUGAGCAAACACUUGCAACUACAGCCUAUGCACUUGUCGGAAAAGAAGAAAUCAAACUCAUUACAAGCCAUCAUAGAUAUUAAAAAAAAAUGUUGAACGCAAA